Molecule: messenger RNA, 183 nt
Organism: Arabis nemorensis
Lineage: Eukaryota; Viridiplantae; Streptophyta; Magnoliopsida; Brassicales; Brassicaceae
Source: the annotation of a GenBank genome assembly
AUGGCAAAUAAAACAGGCAGUGCUAGCAAAUCAGGCAAUGGAAGUCGGUCUAAUCGCAAAGGAAAGUCAAUCGAUGAAACUGCAGAAACUCGUGAAGGAAAUGGACGUCGCUUUAAUCGCAAGGAUAAGUCAACUGGUGAAGCGGUAGCAAAUCGUGAAGGAAAGGUACGUUUAGUAACAUGA